Penicillium chermesinum is the source of this 1824-nucleotide messenger RNA. Its product is annotated as metallophosphoesterase family protein. Gene Ontology annotation, cellular component: cytosol. Lineage: Eukaryota; Fungi; Ascomycota; Eurotiomycetes; Eurotiales; Aspergillaceae. Gene Ontology annotation, molecular function: hydrolase activity. The coding region runs from base 1 to 1824 and encodes 607 amino acids. Gene Ontology annotation, biological process: nucleotide catabolic process. The transcript is spliced from 2 exons. The record is from RefSeq and is a predicted model, not a curated record.
AUGUUGUUGUCCGUGUUGCCCUGGCUCCUCCCGUCGGCGCUCGCCGCGCAGCCCGCAGCCCCAGCUCCCAUCUCCGCUCCCCUACGUGACCUUGAGAUUGGCCAACUCAAUUUUCUGCAUACAACGGAUACCCAUGGCUGGCUGGCAGGUCAUCUGCAGGAGCCGUCGUUCUCCGCUGACUGGGGUGACUACAUAUCGUUUGCCUCUCGCAUGAGAGAAAAGAUCGAGGAGCAAGGUCGAGACCUGCUAGUUAUCGAUACGGGCGACCGGGUGGAAGGAAAUGGUCUUUAUGACUCGUCCAAGCCCAAGGGCAUCUAUUUGUCGGAGAUUCUCCGUCAUCAGCAUAUAGACGUGAUCACCUCCGGGAAUCAUGAGCUCUACCAACAUAACACAUCAGAGGCUGAAUUCCUGACGACGGUCCCGAACUUUCGAGCUAGCUAUCUAGCAUCUAAUAUCGAUAUCUAUCACCCCGUCACCUCCGAGCUAGUACCGCUAGCUCCACGCUACAGAAAGUUCACAACCAAGAACCAAGGCAUCCGUAUCGUCGCUUUCGGAUUUCUUUUUAAUUUCAACGGGAACUACAAUAACACGGUUGUACAGCCCGUAGAAGAGACCAUCAAGCAAGCCUGGUUCCAGGAGGCCAUCCAGAUGACGGAUGUAGAUCUAUUCUUAAUUGCUGGACAUGUGCCGGCCCACUCUAGCGAAUACCGAGCCAUCUACAGAGAGAUCCGCAAGUUUCGCUGGAGUACACCCAUACAGUUUUUUGGAGGACAUGAGCAUAUUCGUGAUUACGCGCAAUAUGAUUCCAAAGCCGUGGCUCUAGCCAGUGGGCGGUUCAUGGAGACCAUUGGCUUCAUGUCGAUCGACGGCCUCUCCACCAGCAAACAGCCAGAUACAUCAUCGAACCCAGUCUUCAAACGACGCUACAUCGAUAAUAAUCUGUUCUCCUUCUACCAUCACACCGGCCUCGAUCACGACUCAUUUCCCACUGAAAAAGGUCGCAAUGUGUCGCGACUGAUCACAGACGCUCGAAGGGCUCUUCGUCUCGAUACGGUCCAUGGAUGCUCACCACGGAACCUCUGGAUGUCACGUGUGCCUUAUCCUCAUGCAGAUAGCAUUUACUCCUGGCUAGCGAAGGAAGUCCUGCCAGAUUCACUCAAAGAUGAGAAUCGUGGGAGUGUCCCCGCGGUAGCGAUUUUGAACACGGGCGGGAUCCGCUUUGAUGUCUUCAAAGGUCCUUUUUUCCAGGACACGGCCUUCAUUAUAUCUCCUUUCAGCAACAAAUUCCGCUACGUGAAGAAUGUUCCUUACGAGAAGGUCCAGCUAAUCAUUGAAGUCCUGAACAAGCAAAAGAAGGUCCUUGGAGCACCUCGCGAAGACGUAGCUUCGCUGGAUUCCUUGGCUCCGCCGGAGAAGCUCUCGCAUUCUAGUGGGGCCCUGUCGGAGCAAGAAUCCAUGGCUGCUGUCUAUGGCGUUGCAUCUCACCAGGUUCCCUUGAUUAGUCGUCGAGAUGACGAUAGCAUUAUCCCAGGAUACACAACCAAAGAUGAUGCAGGCACAGACGGAGAUGACACCAUUCAUUUUCCCGUAUCAUAUUACGAGGUACCCAAUGUUUUCCAGGCUUUGCUUUCCGCCGAUGAAAGUUCCCCGCCGGAAACUGUGGAUCUGGUCUACAUUGAAUUUGUUGAGCCGUACUUGGCAUUAGCUGCCAAAUUUGCUCGUCUAGACGCCGACAUCCCCAAGGAAAGCGAAGAAUACAUGCCCUCUAUGGGCAUGACAGAACUUAUCAUUGACUGGGUCCAGAAACACUGGAAAUGUGAAUAG